AUGGGUUUGCAAGAGAAACCCCAAAGAAGUCAAAAGCCAGAGGAAAAGACUAUCUCAGAUGCUCAUGGACCCUCAUAUGCGCAGAAGGGCUUCGUUACUUCAGAAGGAAGUCCAUGGACUGUCAUCACGAUGAUCGAAGAUCGAGAUCGCCAACCCGAGCGGGAUCGGGAGGUCGUCCAAGCGACCUUGGCGCGACGGCGGAGGGCACGGUACUUCGAUCUGUGGGCACAGGUCUUUGAGAUGGAAUCCAGCAGCUUCUUCGCCUCGCAAAUCCUUGGUCGAGGAAAACUCAAGAGGAUUCUGGACCGAUGGAAGCAGCACACCACCUUCCAUGCUGGCUUUGCGUCACAGGUGCUGAAGACCUUGCAACAGUCGAACCUACAACGACUCCAACGUGCCUUCCGUGGAUGGCAAGAGAGGCUUCACUUGCGUCGUUUGGUGGCCGGCAUGUGGCUGUUCCGACGCCGAAGUUGGAUCAAUGCCGUGUUCAUGGCCUGGAACGACGAGGCGGUCAAGGCAGCCAGCACGCGCCGGCACCUGCGCAGCUUCUUCCAGGCCGUGCGCUACAGCAAGGCCAGCCGUGCUGGCUCGCUCCAGCGGAAGCGCGUGCAUGGACGUUUGACGGGGAAGGUCUUCCGGGCCUAUGCGACUUGGGUGAAGCGCGCCAAAGUCAUCCAGGCCCGCUCCACGCAGCUGAACCGCGCGGUCCGCGCCGGGCGGAAGACGCAGCGGCUCGGAGCUUGGGCGAUGUAUUGCCGAGCCUUUAGUGUUGCUUCUUCCCGUGCAGGAGAGAUUUUUCGAGCAUGGCUCGUGCAGGCACGCAGGAAGAAGGCAUUGACUUGGGCCUCGCGGUCGUUGGCGGCCGAUACCGUGCGCCACGCCUACACCGAGGGGCUUCAGAACUUGCGCUCCUGGGCGGUCUUCCGGCGCACCCUCCGUCAGAUGGUCGCAGGCGUGGCCAACCCGGCGAGGCCGCCGUUCGACCCUGCUCUCCUCGGUGCUUUACUGCUGGGUGGCGGCGCUGAUGCCAGCGAGGCGUUGCGGGCCGAGAGCGCACCGGGCCACUGGGCUGUGAACGACCCUUUUCAGAAGACUUUGGAGCGAGCGAGCUCGUUCGCUCUCACAUCGGAAGAGAUGCACGAGAAUCCUUGGUCGUGGAUCACUGAUAAUCUCAGUCUGGGACGAGCCUUAGGAUACCCAGCUUAUACCUUUCGCCGGCUUUUAGUCUUAGUCUCUUGUGUGCUGGGAGUCAUGCAGUACGGCUUGGUACUCACCAAUGGUGUCACGGUGAGCGACUUCAACAGUUACUACAACCUCACCACUUCGGAGGGGGAUUUCCUAUACGGCUGCAUGAACUUUGGGGCUUGCGCGUUGUCCUUCGUGCCGGGGCUUUGCUAUGACCGCUUGGGCUGCAUCCCAGCCAUGCUCUUGGGAACGCUGGUGGCAGACUGCGGAGUGCUGCUACAGCUGAUUUGGACACCCACCUGGCCACAGUUCAUCUCAACCAUGGGGGGUUUGUCUUUCUGCUACACCUGCUUCGGUUUUGCUUCCACCUUCUUCAACGUCAUCGGAUCCUUUGCCCCCUUGGCGGCCUUCUCCGUGAAGUAUGUGGGCAAAAUCUCUGCUUGCAUCCAGGUCUGUAUGUCCCUAGGCAUCACGGUCCAGACGCAGGCCUAUUAUUUCCUGAAACAAUUGGGCGGCGAUCCGAUUCAGAAUUACUUGAUCUAUGCCCUUGUUACCUUCAAUCUCGUGGGCCUUUUAAUGCCUCUCGCAUGCACUUGCUGUUUUUUUCUCCGAGGUCGUUCAUGCAAAAAUUCAUGUGAGUGGGGUGUGCAGAUGAAAAUGCUGUCUCCUAGGUACAGCGUGGAUUUUGCCUACAUGUUCUUGCUCUUUUGCAGUGCCAUUGGUUUUAGCUUCAGCUUCCUGAAUUGCCUGGGCCGUUUGGCGGCGGAGGCCUCGGUCAGCGGGACGGAGCUCUCCAGCGUCUUCGGUCUUGUGAACGCCUUUGGACGUUUGUUGGUGUGCUUGCCCCUGGACUACACGCGCAACUACCGAUGGGGCGGCAUUUAUGUCUACAUCUUCCUCUCCCUCUCGGUCUACAUCCUGGGCUUGCUACUGCUGGCUUUGCCUUCCCAUCCUGGUGCUUUUUUGGUGCGUGUGGCCAAUAUCUUCGCCUCACUAGGCUAUGGCGGACUGCUGGGCAUUGUCCCACCAGCCUUGCGUGUGACCUUCGGCACGCAACACCUGGGCAUCAUCUACGGGCUCCUAUACGUGGGCGUUGCCGUCUUCGAGCCCUUGUGGGGUCUUCUCUUCCAAAAGCCCCAGAACUGCAGCGGCGUCGAGUGCUACAAUCUCUACACCAGGACCAGUGCUGGCACUUUGCUCGUGACCUUGACUGCCACUUGGGCAGUCCUGAGGCACGACCAGCGACGUCAGCGACGCCAUCCCGCCUGCGAGCUGUUGCGCUAA
This is a messenger RNA of Durusdinium trenchii, 2469 nucleotides long. The record is from the annotation of a GenBank genome assembly. Lineage: Eukaryota; Dinophyceae; Suessiales; Symbiodiniaceae.